GGAAUCAUGGGAGUUGUUGGAUUACAAGGUCAUUCGUAUUCUCUGACAAAGAAUGCUCAUGCCUCACUAAAGUAAAAAUCCCAGGUUCCCAUAGCAUUGAACCAUGGAAGUUCAAGUAAUUUCAAGCUGUGUUAAUUCUCCCUAAAUUGGCUAUGGUAAUCCCCUUUCCAGUGGAAUUUUCUGUUUUGUUCCAAUGAGUUCAGUGAUGAUUUUUCCUCUGACAAAGUGGUCAUUCCCUAGACAAGGCGGGUUUUUGUUUUGUUUUUUAAGGAGCUCUGUCAUGAUCAAAUUGGAAAACAGUUCUUGCCCUUGUGUUAAAUGCACUGCUCACUUUAGUUGAUGUGUGCUUUUAAAAUAUGUCAUCAGAGAAAAAAUGGGGCACUUCUGUUGCAGUCAGCAGCAGUUGCAACGCUCAGGUUCCUUUUUCCUGAUGCAAGCAGUUGCCAAUGGGGAGUGGUAUGUCUUGGGGGAUUUCCAGUCAACUCAUUGUCUAAAAUAAUGCAAUCCUUGUUUUUCCAGGUUUUUGAGGAGUGUGUUGUGAAUAGGAAGGUCCCUUCUGGUUAUGGACUGGCAAGUGCUUUUAGUUGACAUGUCAGUUUUGGAUUCCUGUAGAAUAAGCAGAAGUGGAGAAACAGUAAUGGAGUAUAUGAGCACAGACAGUGACAACAAAGAGGAGAUUGACCUGUUGUUAACAGACCUAAAUAUGUCAGAGGUGAUCAAUAUCAUGGAGAAGCUCUACCCAAAUGGAGACCUGAGUGUUUAUGAUGACAGCCUCUUGACUUUAUGUCCAGAGAAGAACAAAAAUGAGGAACGAGCAGAAUCCCUGCUGUUCAGCAGACGGGAGGUUUCCUUGUUAUCAUCUGUCAAGUAUGGGACUGUGGAAGACUUGCUUGCUUUUGCAAAUCAGGUGUCCAACACUGCAAAGCAGAUUUGCCAUCACAGAAGACAAGAAUCAGGAAUCAUUUUAAAUAUGAUCAAUCCCAAAAAUGGGCGUUAUCAGAUUGAUUCAGAUGUACUCCUGUUUCCCUGGAAGUUAACCUACAGGAAUAUUGGGACUGACUUUAUUCCACGGGGAGCUUUUGGGAAAGUCUACUUGGCACAAGACACAGAAACGAAGAAACGGAUGGCUUGUAAACUGGUCCCAGUGGAGCAAUUUAAGCCAUCAGAUGUUGAAAUCCAAGCCUGCUUUCGCCACGAGAAUAUUGCUGAACUUUAUGGGGCCAUCUUGUGGGAUGAGACGAUCCAUCUCUUCAUGGAGGCAGGAGAAGGCGGCUCUGUCCUGGAGAAAGUGGAAAGCUGUGGGCCUAUGAGAGAAUUUGAGAUCAUUUGGGUGACAAAGCAUAUCCUCAAAGGGCUUGAGUUUCUUCAUUCAAAAAAAGUUAUACAUCAGGAUAUAAAACCAAGCAACAUUGUUUUUAUGUCAACGAAAGCGGUUCUGGUGGACUUUGGCCUAAGUGUUCAAAUGACAGAAGAUAUAUACUAUCCCAAGGAACUCCGAGGCACAGAGAUUUACAUGAGCCCAGAAGUAAUCCUCUGCCGUGGACACAAUACCAAAGCCGACAUCUACAGCCUGGGAACAACCAUCAUCCAUAUGCAAACUGGCAUCCCGCCGUGGGUGAACCGAUACCCUCGUGCAGCAUACCCCUCCUACCUCUACAUAAUCCAUAAGCAAGCUCCACCACUGGAGGACAUUUCUGAGGACUGCAGCCCCAGCAUGAGACGGUUCCUGGAAGCCGCCCUUGAGAGGAACCUGAACCAGAGACCCUCAGCCACAGAACUCCUCAAACACGAGGCCUUGCACCCACCCAGGGAAGAGCAGCCGCGCUGCCAGAGCCUGGAUUCGGCUCUCUUUGAAAGGAAACGGCUGCUGGCGAGGCAGGAGUUUGAGCUUCCUGAAAACAUUGCCGAUUCCUCAAGCAUCGGGAUUACUGAAGAAUCAGAACUGCUCAAGAGACAACGAUCUCUGUACAUUGACCUUGGAGCAUUAGCUGGCUACUUUAACAUAGUCUAAUGCGAUGAGAUUACGAAGAGUUGUGCUGAAUGGAAGGAGAUCAUUUCUUUCAGAUGUUUUGAAGAAAAAGAAGAGUGCAAUAUUUCUGAUCACUUGAAGAAUUUUAUAAAGUGAACUUUUAAGAACUCUUUAACAAAAUAACAAGAGAAGGUUCUUGUUUUUUUUAAUAUAUAUAUAUAUAAUGCUGCUUCUGUCAUAUGAUGUGUUACUCAUGUUUGGUCUGCAUUGAGAGUGUAACCAUGAAAAAUAUGCGUUAUAAAAUUUUGAAGGUCUGAUGAUUAGGGAACCCAGAUUGUUAAGUUCAACAGUAGUGGAAGCUCCUAGUUUGAGCUCAUUGAGUUCUUCUAAUUAUUAAUAAUUAAAGUCAUUGUUGAAUAUAAGGGCUGUUUCUAAACCAAGCUUACUGCUGUCAGAAAUGUGGCUUUCUCUGUGGCAGAACAUCUUCCGUUUUGCAGAUCUUUGGCUUAUAGCAUCACAUUGAUUUUCCUUGAAAAGCCUGAUGCUUGGUGAGUUGGGUCAAACUUUUUUCUGUGAUUUUGCAUCCCACUCAUUUUUGUUUGGAUCAAGAUUUGGUGACCCACUAAUCAGCAUACUAUGAGCAUCUUUAUCUCCACACCCAACCGCCCACUUGUUUUGGCUUCAAAUGAGGCACCUCCCAGUCCUCUGCUUCCUUGCAUUCCUCUCCAUACUUCUCAGACUUGUUUUCAUACUACUCCUUCUGUCUCCCUUUUAGACAACAAGCUAGUCAUCUUGGACCUAAGAGGAUAACAUUCAAAAGUUGGUUGGUGGAACUAUAAGUCCCAGAAUCCCCUGGCCUGUAUGGUCACUCUCCCUAUUGGUUGGGAGAUUCUGGAAAUCAUAAUUCAAAACACUAAAUUCUGAUUUCUGCUUAUGUCUUUGAGCAAAUCCUUAGGAUUUCACAGAACUUUGGGGUUUUUUCUCCCUUUGACCCAAGCUGAAAUAGUAUGAUGGUGUUUUGAUCUCAGAUAUCUAGGUUACAAACAUUACUAAGGAAUAGCUAUCCAGUCUCUGUAUCAUAUAAAUAUUAUCCUAAAUAGCAUUAAUCAGCUCAUUGUGUCUAAUAGGGUUUGCGCCAAUUCUUAGAAUUAGAAAUCUGUACCAGAACAGCAACAAAAACAUUGCAACUACCAGUGUAUUCAUACAUGUUAAGCUGUGAGCUGGCAUUUUUUCAUUUUAAUGAUGUUAGCUGUAUUGAGGGAAAUUUUCCAGAAUAUUUUCUUGCACAUUGCUAUCAGUGGGAGAUGCAAGAAGGAAGUUAUGGGACAAAGUCUGGCUUCCUAGCAAAAAGAGCAACAAUUGUAAGCAUGAGCCAUUUGAAAUAUAAAGCUGGCAGUAGAAUACUAGAAUCUUGGCGGAGAUAGGCUAGUUAUGAAGUUUGUAUUAAUUUGUGGCUGUGGGCUACAUGUUUCUUAAGACAAACAUGUAUUUGAAUGUCAUGAAUUAGAGAUUUUUAAAAAUAAUGUUCCUAUGGAAAAAAAGACUUCUUUUGCUCUUGAAGACGUUGAAUACGUUUAAAACUUGAUGUUUUAGAUGGCAGUAAAACUGUUUCAAGAACAUAGUUUGGUACAUCCCAUGGGAUGAAUGUGUAAACUUUUAUAAAAAUAAGUCAAUACUUUGUUAAGUGAUUUUGUUUCAUUUUUAAAGUGGCAUACUGUGUAUGUUGUAAAUAGAAUUAUUGAUAAAAACAUGAGGUUUGUAUUUAAGAAUCUUUGUAUAUACAGUUUGUUUGUAUUAUCCAAUUCUGUUUGUGAUAGAAAUGGCUCAACUAUUUAAAGGAAUAAAGCCACAUGUUUUGUGAGCA
Messenger RNA from Anolis carolinensis (green anole), 3833 nucleotides. RefSeq names its product mitogen-activated protein kinase kinase kinase 8 (gene map3k8). The transcript has 8 exons. Gene Ontology annotation, molecular function: protein kinase activity; ATP binding. The coding region runs from base 563 to 2011 and encodes 482 amino acids. Lineage: Eukaryota; Metazoa; Chordata; Lepidosauria; Squamata; Anolidae. The record is from RefSeq and is a predicted model, not a curated record. Gene Ontology annotation, biological process: protein phosphorylation.